AUGGCUGGUCGCAUUCUUUCGGUCCUGUUUGCUCUUUUGUAUUCAGUGGCAGCAAUCCAAGUCAAGAGUAAUUGGGUGAUAAACUCGCUCGAAAGAGCUGUUGAUGUUAGAUCUUCAUAUGCCAAGGUAAGAUAUGAGCUUAUUGCCGAGAAUAUUGGAUCUGUUCCUUCUGAUGAAUUUGUCAUUGCACUUCCAAGUGGUUUUGCAAAAAAAGCUGCAGUUAUAGCACCAGUUCUCCGUUCUCCAAAGACAACUUCUUCAGCUUUGCUAAAUGAUACAGUCAUACAACCAGACGAUGCUCUUCCCAAUGUUGAUUAUUACAUGCUGAAAAUAGGUGCACCAAUUGCACCUAAGAGCUCGAUUGCCUUGAGUUUGACCAUGAUUUCAACGCAUCAGUUGCAUCCAGUGCCCGAGUCUGCACCAAUGUCAGAAUCACAAUCGAUAACACUGGACACGAUUCGGUACCCAGUCAGCCCAUACGCAAUAAAACAGUAUGCUGUGAUUUUUGUUGGCACCGAAAAUGGAAACAUGAAGUGGGACUCUGAGCUUCCUGACCCGCUAGAUCUCGAUUUUACCACAAAGGAAGACAAGAUCUUUACCGAGCCUACAAAAGGUACAAUUCCACCAAAUACUUACAUCCCAAUGGAGGUGGAAUUCACCAAGAAGGGAUUCAUCUCAGAUGUUUCGUACCUGAAAAGAGAGUGCUGGGUUUCUCACUGGGGAAACGCUUAUGAGACAAGAGACUACUACGAGCUUACAAAUGCCGGCGCCAAAUUGAGCGAAGGCUUCAACAGAGCAAAGUGGAUGAGUCACGGAUUGGCAAACAAGCUGACACCUGCUAUAACCUCGAUCCAGUUCUUGCUUCCUCAAGAGGAAGUUUCUGAUAUCUACUACACCGACAAGGUUGGAAACGUCUCCACUUCCAGAGUUGCAUCUAACCGGUUGAUUCUUCAUCCGCGUUAUCCAAUCAUGGGUGGCUGGCAUUAUAACUUCACAGUUGGUUGGAAGAGCUCACUCACAAACUUCUUGAAGACAGUCGGUCCUUCCACGUACCUCGUGAAUUUCAAGAUUUUAGGUGGUCUAGUCGAUUCUAUAUAUGACAAUGUCGAUCUUUCCAUUAUUCUUCCGGAGGGUGCAGAGGUUCUCGAUGUUUCGGCUCCAUAUGAGUACUCGGACCUAGAAAUUUCCAACAUUUACUCUUACCUAGAUGUCACCACUGGUCGUACUGUUGUCUCUCUUAACUACAAGAAUCUCAUUUCCGAUCAGAUGGAGACUGAAAUAUACGUCAAGUACAGAUACACGUACGCUGAGUUGAUCAAGAAGCCCUUGACCACUUCCUUGUAUGUAUUCUUGGCUCUAUUUGCCAUGUACAUAUUGAGAAAGGUGAAUAUGUCAAUCAAGCCAUCGGAGAAUGCCAGCAAGAAGCAGUAG
Messenger RNA from Brettanomyces bruxellensis, 1431 nucleotides. RefSeq lists its product as uncharacterized. Gene Ontology annotation, cellular component: oligosaccharyltransferase complex; membrane. Lineage: Eukaryota; Fungi; Ascomycota; Pichiomycetes; Pichiales; Pichiaceae. The record is from RefSeq and is a predicted model, not a curated record. The transcript has a single exon. The coding region runs from base 1 to 1431 and encodes 476 amino acids.